AUGGUGCCGACUCUUCUGGCCUGUCCAGACUACCUUGUCGAACGAAUUGUGGCGUCGUUGGACUUGGAGGGCAUUCGGAACCUACGACUCACGAGCAAAGCCGUGUCUGUCAAGGUGUCGCAGGGGCGUUUUCGGCUCCUCUGUCAGUCGAAAUGUGUCGACCUGACUAGUGAAGGGUUGCAGACGUUUCUCAAGAGCAUAGAAGCAAAUGGCUCUCGGCUCAAGAAUUUGAGUCUCAUAGGACUGGCGCGAAAGCCGAGCCCACAGGAAGACAAAAGAGAGACGAAGAGAAGACAAGAAAGCAAAACUCGUCAUCUCACCGAGGCACUCAACAAGAUUACAAGACGCAAGAAGAAUGGUCGUCUCGAGUCGCUUACCCUAGGACUGACUAUCGUUUACAUGGAUGAGACACAGCAUCUCCCUAUUGAUGCUAAGAUACCGUGGCGGUAUCCAACAAAACGCGUAUGGGCCUGCGCAGUUGAUACAUGGGUCUUCGAUGUUGAUAUGGACUUUGUCCAGAUGGAAGACUUUGAAUUGCACUACUUCCAUACCUACAACGACCGCUUCGAUAUAGACAGAAACUUUCACUCCGAGAGGAUUCUCCAGAACGUGGUAGAGCUAGAAAAUCUACCCAAGCUGAGGCGGAGCAGGCUACGCGGUAUAAAGACCACAGAGACAGACUUGCUCAACUUCAUCAAACGAACUGACCCCAUCGACUUGGCUCUCGAGUCUGUCCAUCUAGAAGAGGGGGGAUUUGCGUCAAUCAUCGAACUCGUCUCCAUGCUUUGA
Arthroderma uncinatum is the source of this 789-nucleotide messenger RNA. RefSeq lists its product as uncharacterized. The record is from RefSeq and is a predicted model, not a curated record. Bases 1 to 789 code for a protein of 262 amino acids. NCBI's taxonomy places the organism in Eukaryota, Fungi, Ascomycota, Eurotiomycetes, Onygenales, Arthrodermataceae. The transcript is spliced from 3 exons.